Messenger RNA from Hypomesus transpacificus, 2558 nucleotides. Its product is annotated as KICSTOR complex protein SZT2. The record is from RefSeq and is a predicted model, not a curated record. The coding region runs from base 566 to 1942 and encodes 458 amino acids. Gene Ontology annotation, cellular component: peroxisome. Lineage: Eukaryota; Metazoa; Chordata; Actinopteri; Osmeriformes; Osmeridae. The transcript is spliced from 7 exons.
UCUCAGUGCAACCAUUUGCAUUCACCAUUCAUGUUGUCCUAAGCCCCUUUUAGCUGUUUUGAUUUAAUUAAACGAGAUUCAAUUAGCACGUCGAUUGGUAUCGCCGCGUCUUUGGAAAAGAGCCCGAACAAAAGAAUGUCAGAAGUGCACAAUGCGUUUCAAGAAUAGGGCCACUUAUUCGCCGGAGGACUGUAGACAAAUUCUGACAUCCCAAAAAGCUUCUUUUUGAUUUUUUUCUUCCUUUUAUUCAGAAUUUCAACAGUAUUUCUUUUUCUUCAACAGCCCAUAAAGAAUAGUCCGACUGUGCGACAGUAGGCAGGCAGGAAGCUCCCGGAAAGUGUCCGUCUUUGACUCGGUCCGCACCGUGUCGCAUCGGGUCAAAGUGUUCAUGCGGUGUGAACGAAUUGUGCGAGAGGGCGAACGGGCAUUCGUACGAGGGGGCCGCCGUCCCCCUGAGGCGGUCGGGGGACCACGGCAGUGAUGCAUUGUGGUCCCUCGGGUGCCCGCUCGAGGUUGUGAGCUGUGUUGUCGCCCCCUCCUCCCCCUCCCUCCCUCCCAGCUCUCCAUGCUCUUCACCGAGGAGUGCGACAAGGUGCGCGACCUGAUGCACGUGCACUCCUUCAGCUACGACUUCCACCUGCGCGUGGUCCACCAGUACCUGGUGGGCUGCCACAUGACGCUGCGCCAGGGCUACCAGCUCACCGGCUUCCUGGAGGACUUCAUCGCCCACCACCCCGACAUCCCCAAGUUCGGACGCAACCACGUCUUCCAGGGAAGCUUCUCCAUCUCGACGGGGAUGAUCACGGCCCACCAGCUGUACAAUUACGUCACGGACCACGCCGGCACCUACGGCAUGAAGCCGCUGCGCAUGUCCAAGGCGGCCGCCCCCGCCGACGGCAGGAAGGGGGCGUCGAGCGGCGACUUCCACGAGUACGCCCUGGUGGCCCUGUGGAACAGCUCCGGCUCCUACAAGGAUCUGGAAGGCCUCCGUCACCAUGACGACUUUGAUGUGUCCCUGUUGGUGUGCCACAACGCCGCUCCGUUUGAGGAGCAGUCGGAGGGCGAGAGACAUUUGCUGAGGCUGCGCUACUACGUGAUCAUGACCAGCCAGAGAGAGCUGUUCCCCAGGCUGACGGCAGACAUGCGCCGCUUCAAGAAGCUUCCGCAGAUCUACCGCGACGCCGCCGACCCGGCGGGCCGGACGCCCCUCGACCGGGCCGACACGGGGGGGGCCUGCGAGCCCGAGCCCGACCUCUGGGAGGAAACGACCGCCGCCGCCGCCGCCUCGGCCUCCCCCGCCUCCACCCCCAGCGACGGCAACGAGUUCUACCCCCUGGUGGGCUCCUCCGGGUCCGGCUCGGAGGCCCAGGGCCUGCUCUACCCCUCCCCCCUGUUCCCCCUGCUCAACUGCGAGGUGGCCACGGCGCGGCGCCACAUCCAGACCAGCGUGGAGCAGGCCAUGGGCCACUGCCGCCGGGACAACCUGUGGCGGAGGCUGUUCCACGGGGAGCACCUGGCCCUGGACAAGCUGAAGCUGAGCAAGCUGUCCUUCUCGGAGCUGGAGGAGUUGCUGAACGCCGUGCAGAGCCGCUCCGUGGGCGAGAUCGACCCCCAGCUGGACUGCUUCCUGACCAUGAGCCCCAGCUGGUACCAGAGUCUCAUCAAGGUCCUGCUGUGCCGCUUCCCACAGAGCUGCCGGCACUUCGACGACAACAGCAUCCAAUAUCUGGCUGUUUUAAACCAGAAGUUUACUGACUGCUUUGUCUUGGUUUUUCUCGACACCCAGGCAGGAAAAACUAGCUUCAAAGUUGUUUUCAGGGAACCGUUGCCAUCCCAACAGCAGCCUAGCAACAGCCCCCCGCCCCAGCUGGUGUCGAUGUACCACCACUUGGAGUCCGUGAUCAACACGGCCUGCUACAACCUGUGGACCGGCCUGCUGUGAGGAGAGGGAGGGACGAACACCGAGAUUCCGGAUGCGUCAUUGGUCGGCCGAGUUGGUUUUGUCGAAUCGGGUAGCCCCAUCUGCUUCGACGAAAAGCGCGACGCCUGCCCCUUGGAGCUGAGACCUGUCCUGUAUGGUUUAGCCCUUUUCUCCCUCUCCCAUCAGCACACCGAGGAGAGCUGGUGUGCACGCACGCAAUAGACCCCACUGUCUCUGCCCCGUGUCCUAUGCCUGAUCACCCCAAGUACUUGAAUGAGUCCUCUCCGCGUUCUUUCGAAGGGUUGAGGCCCAUUUCUGCCGGCGGCGGGCGACGUAGCCCACCCGCGGGCCGACCGGUGUUUACCUGACGAGGAGGCACUUUACUGACUGACGGGGACUCGGGUGAACACUACCUCACGGGGGGGGAAGGGAGAGUUCUGACGAUGUGCACUGGACGUUUAUUUAUGCAACGCUCCCCUUUCGAAUGACCGACUGUCUGCGUCUGGCUCUGACCUCCUGAAAGGGGGGGGGGGGGGGAUUUGUGCUCUUGCAGAAAAGGGAAGGUUUUAUUUGUGUGUGUGUGUGUGUGUGCCCCUUCAGAGCCUUACUACUGUUAUCACGAUGCCGUUUUGAAGUU